GCUACGAUCGAGUCUUACUAGAAAGUAAGCGGACUAAACUCGACUGAGCAGAAGCGUGUAUGUUGGCUGAAACGUUGGUAUGGUAAAUUCCUAAGAUGUUUUAAAAGAUGUGUUGUCGCCGCUAAAGUGAUCGUUUUAAUCACACUUUGAUUUUCUGUAUUUUAUCUCGUACAUUAUUCCAUGGGGAAGAAACAAAGUAAGCUAGGGAGUGACGUAGUCUCGAGACUUGUGAAGGAGACUUAUUUUUCUGAAAAAGAGAUAAAACAGUGGUACAAAGGCUUUUUGAAAGACUGUCCUAAUGGGCAACUUACAGAAGAGGGUUUUCAGCGGAUCUACAAACAGUUUUUUCCACAAGGCGACCCUGCUAAAUUUGCUUCCCUAGUGUUUGGAGUAUUUGAUGAAAACAAGGACGGAACAAUUGAGUUCGAGGAGUUCAUCCGGGCCUUGUCUGUGACAUCACGCGGGAAUAUGGACGAAAAACUUGUUUGGGCUUUCAAGCUUUACGACGUGGAUAACGAUGGCUCUAUAACUAGAGAAGAAAUGUACAAUAUUGUUGAUGCUAUCUAUCAGAUGCUGGGGAACAAGGAUAAGGAAGAUGGUGACGAAGAAACUCCAAAAGAAAGGGUAGAUAAAAUAUUUGAACAACUGGAUAAGAACAAUGACAACCAACUGACUAUUGACGAAUUCAGGGAAGGAUCGAAAAGGGACCCCAAAAUUGUUCAGGCUCUUUCGCUUUAUGCACCUUAGCGCCAUCUGGUGUAAAAGUAUUGAAAUUGCAUAACAUAAUAUCAUUAUUAUUAUUAAUAUUAUUAUAUGCCAUCUGCCUGAAGAGAAAAAAAAUACUGAUAUUAAACUCCUAAAAUAAAAAUCGCUGAUUGAUUCAGAUAAUCUAAUAAUAAAAAUAUUUGUAGUCUUUUUGUACCUUAAUAAUCCAAGAUUUAAAAGAUUAUUGUAAAGUUACAAAAUUGUUAAAAACAUGUUCGUGGUAAUAGUAAUAAGACUAUUUAUAUCUUAUUUGAAGUUCUUAAUGAAUAACCCACCUUUUGUAUUUGUAAAUAUUUAUCCUCCAUCAAUCACCCUGAAACGUCAAAAAAAGUUUCACAUUCUCAACUUACAAAAUGUAUUAUUGUUCGUGGUAUGCAUUUUUCAUUAGCUACUAAUAGAAAUGGAUAUUUUCAAAGAUUCCUAAACUUUGAUGUUUGUAUUUUAUUUAUUCCUUUUUUUUUCAGUACUAAACUAUAGUCUAGUCAGAUUUAGUCGAGACCAGUUGCGCAUUGUGCAGAAGAACUUAUUACAACAAUACUUUCAACUAUUGUAGCAUCAGUAACUAGAGCUACAAACAAAUUCAAAUUAGUUUUAAUAGACUGACACCGGGAUUCGCUUAUAGGCGGGCUAACUAACGUAUUUAUUGUAUAUUGUUUCAUUCAGCACAUUACUGUAACGUUAAGAUUGUUGAAAAAAAAUCACUAAGUUAAAACUUGUAUUCGCAGUUAAUGGUUACGUACUUCUAUCUUCGUGUAUAUUUUCAUAGUGAAAAAAAAAUAGUUUAGAGUGUUAAACAUUUGAUAAUAUUGAUUUCUUGUGCUUUCACUUUGUUAUUCAAUUUACACAUCAUUAUGUUCAAGAAAUAAAGAUUGAUUAAAACGUAUCAAGAAAGCUGUGUAAUGCAAGAUUAAAGUUAUGAAAAGAAAUGGCUAAAUACAAGAUACCUAGAUUAUUAUUUAUUUAUCACAACACAUUUCAUACAUCGCAUUUGAUCCCCAGACUUGUAAAACAAUACCACCACCACCACCACCACCAGAUAAAUGGGAAUGGCAAUAAAAUGUACCUUCAAUUCAGUAUAUGAUGAUAAAGUACUUUGUUUUUAAAGAACUAUAAUUAUCCCUAAAAAAUCUAUUUCAGACUUAUUGCAAUAGGACAUUCAAAGAAAUAUGUCAGCAUGAUGUUUUAGUGGAAACGCUUGAUUGAAUAUCGGAUAAACGAAAUACCUUAAAACCAAUUCUAAUUACAUUAUAGUUGGUUUUUGUAUAGAACUCAACUUAAGUAAAAUAAUAUAUAUAUAUAUAUAUAUAUAUAAAUGAUAAAGGAAUUAAAAAGUAUGUUUUUAUUCUUUCGAAGAGAGCAGAUUUAACAAACAGUUGAAUAAAAAAAAACAACAAAAAUUUUAAUGCUUCAAAAAAAUUUCGGCCAUUUUAUAAUAAUUGUGAUAACUCAAAAACAAAACUCAACUAUCGGUGUAAAGUUGUAACUAAGCUCAUUGUCUUGAUAUCUGUAGAACCACUAUGUUAACCAAAUCCAGGAUAAAUCUUCAUCUAAUAUUGGUUGUAGUUUAUUUUAAAAUAAACAAAAAAUGUGCACUUGAAAAAGUAAUGUAUAUUUUGAUUGAUCUUGCGCAUUGCAGUUUUUUUUUAAAUAUUAAAAUCAUGAAAUCAUUAUCAAAAAGGUAUUGUACCUAUACAACACAAGUAAUUUAACCGAAGUUUUUAAACUGAGAUAAGGGAAAUUUCUAGACUUUAAAAUGAUAACAUUUUUGUUUUUCGUGUAAUUUUCUAUGAUUGUCGCAGAUUUUGAAAAUAAACAGAAUUCGAUAAACAGUAUUUCACUUAAUAUAAGAAGUUUAUUUAUUACGUGUUAUAUCAUUACAGGAUUAAAUACAAAAUAAUUCGUCGAUGAUUCAAAGUUGUAAGAAAAAAAAAAGUGAGUUGUUUUACUGAAAUGUGUUAUACUCAAAGGAUGUAGACCAAUAAAGCGUUUUAUAUACAAA
Messenger RNA from Limulus polyphemus (Atlantic horseshoe crab), 2764 nucleotides. Its product is annotated as frequenin-1-like. Gene Ontology annotation, molecular function: calcium ion binding; calcium sensitive guanylate cyclase activator activity. The transcript is spliced from 8 exons. NCBI's taxonomy places the organism in Eukaryota, Metazoa, Arthropoda, Merostomata, Xiphosura, Limulidae. The record is from RefSeq and is a predicted model, not a curated record. The coding region runs from base 181 to 747 and encodes 188 amino acids.